AUCUCAGAGGAAACGUAACGGGGAGGAAAACGCAGCUUCUCUUCCAGCCGAAGGCAGCUCAUGGUCAAAGUACCGUUUGCAAGUAAGGGCUAUAGAAGAGGGCCACAUGCUGCCUUCACAGGCCUCCCCGGGGAGUUAAAGGCUCUCUCUAGUGGAAACCCUUACCUAGUAAAACCUUUCCUGUGAAGGUACAGACUAGUAGUGCCUUGUCAGCUGGUGAAAGAGGUACAAAAUGGCUUACAGCGUGACUCUGAAUGGACCUGGACCAUGGGGUUUCCGACUGCAAGGCGGCAAGGACUUCAACAUGCCCUUGACCAUCUCCAGAAUCACCCCUGGCAGCAAGGCAGCCCAGUCACAAAUGAACCAAGGGGACCUUGUGGUAGCCAUUGAUGGAGUCAACACUGACAGCAUGACCCACUUAGAGGCCCAGAACAAGAUCAAGUCAGCCAGCUACAAUUUGAGCCUCACUCUUCAGAAAUCUAAACGUCCAGUGCCAGUUCCAAGCACAGCACCCAGAAUUGACUCUCCCCGGCCUGUAAUUCCCCACCAGAAGGUCAUAACCAACACCACUUCCAAUACGGAGUUUGUGGAACGUUUCAACCCCAAUGUCCUGAAGGACUCGGCCCUGUCUACACACAAACCCAUUGAGGUGAAAGGCCUGGGUGGCAAGGCUACCAUAAUUCACGCCCAGUAUAACACCCCGAUCAGCAUGUACUCCCAGGAUGCUAUCAUGGAUGCAAUUGCAGGCCAGGCACAAGCCCAAGGUGGAGAAUUUGCUGGUACUCUUCCAAUUAAAGAUCCUCACGUAGACAGUGCCUCUCCAGUGUACCAGGCUGUGCUUAAGACUCAAAACAAGCCUGAAGAUGAAACCGAAGACUGGAGUCGCCGUUCUGCCAAUCUGCAGUCUAAGUCUUUCCGCAUCCUUGCCCAGAUGACAGGAACGGAGUACAUGCAAGAUCCAGAUGAAGAAGCCUUGAGGAGAUCAAGAGGCAAGGAAAAUGUUGCAGCAGCAUCAGAAAACAGGCCUACCACUACUACUCAUGUGCCACAGUAUGUGACCUCAAGUAUUUGGCAUCCUAAGUCACAGGCGGUGGAUGCCAACACUGACAGUGCUAAGCCAGUGGCCUCCAAGGGGUCUGUGAGGCUUGGAGCAGGUACAAGUCAGAGGCAAGCUAGUUUCACCAGCACUGGCCAGAAAAUCCCUCUUUCUUCAUCUGGUAAUCCAAGUACCCCUGUUGAGCAUGCACCAGUGUCUACCAGCUCUGCCUCUGCUCCUGCGCCACAUGCUUCAUCGCAUCAGCCUGCUACUGCUGCUCAAAAUCCAGCCAGUCUGAUGACUCCGCCAGCAACCACUCCCACUUCAGUAGUGCAAGAGUCCUUCUCGUCCUCCUUCCAAAGAGUGCUUGCAGCCCCCAGCUCUUUCUCACGACCUAAGCCUUUUCUUGGGUCCAAGAACAUGUCAUUAGCAGCUUCCACUAUUUCAUCUGCUAUCUCAUCUCAGUCUAGUUUCAACCGGCAUCCCUCCACCUCCAUCAGCUACCAGUCAAAGAGAAACACAAGCCAAUCCUAUGCAUCAACACCAGUUUCUGCAAGUUACGGUGAAAGUCCUGCUUCUGCUGCUGCUUCAAAACCAAGGGUUGUCACUACUGCCAGCAUAAAACCCUCUGUCUACCAGCCAGCACCAGCACCGGUUCAUUCCUACACCCCUGCCAAUGCUGAGCCUGCAAGCCGCCCUCCGUGGGUAACAGAUGACUCCUUUUCCCAGAAAUUUGCACCUGGAAAAACCACCACCACUGUCACCAAGAACAUCCUACCACGGGGUGCUCCAGUACCAUCUCCAGCCUCAACUUCUGCUUACCCACCUCCAGUUUCAGCUUCUUCCCAAGCUCCUGCAGUAGCCCGGGGAACAAUUCAGAGAGCUGAGCGUUUUCCAGCCAGCAGCCGAACUCCUCUCUGUGGACAUUGUAACAGCAUAAUUCGGGGUCCUUUCCUGGUAGCCAUGGGUCGCUCUUGGCACCCAGAAGAAUUCAACUGUGCGUACUGCAAGACAUCCUUGGCUGAUGUGUGCUUUGUGGAAGAGCAGAAUAGUGUAUACUGUGAGCGCUGUUAUGAGCAGUUCUUCGCACCAACCUGUGCCAGAUGCCACACUAAGAUCAUGGGGGAAGUGAUGCAUGCCCUAAGACAGACUUGGCACACAAGUUGCUUUGUCUGUGCUGCUUGUAAGAAGCCGUUUGGGAAUAGCCUCUUUCACAUGGAGGAUGGAGAGCCUUACUGUGAGAAAGAUUAUAUUGCUUUGUUCAGCACAAAAUGCCAUGGCUGUGAUUUUCCUGUUGAAGCUGGAGAUAAAUUCAUCGAAGCCCUUGGACACACUUGGCAUGAUACCUGCUUCAUUUGUGCUGUAUGCCAUGUGAAUUUGGAAGGCCAACCAUUUUACUCCAAGAAGGAUAAGCCACUGUGCAAGAAGCAUGCCCAUGCCAUCAACAUCUAAAGGAAGAGCUGGAAGCCAGUUUUGCUGGGGAAAAAUAUAUGACUAAGUGGGCAAUUAUGAAAUGGAUAACUAUGGCUAGUAUUUCUCUGGGUAAAAGCUAGGAAGCUGAUACUUCUGAAGUUUAAUUUUAACCUCUUUCAUAUAUGCAGAACAUGCUUUGGUAUGGUUCAUUCAAAAACUACUGAAUGAACAAUCAAAACAAAUGAACUAUUUAUUUGAAAAUAGAUUUAGUGCAACAGCUGGGGGAAAAUACUGAAAUUUCCUAAAAACUAUAACAUAAAAAGUAAGACACAGUUUCAAAUGAACUACCCAGAACAGCUUUACUGCUUAGACCACACACUAGUGUCCAAGAAUAACUGGAAAAGUCCUUUUGUAAUAAGUCAUUUUCUUUUGUAACAAGAAUGAGUAAGUGCCACGUGUACAAUAAUCUGUAGAACCAAAGGCAAUAGCUUUCAAAGGGAAAUAGAUUAGGAUUCCCUCAUUGAAAAGUGAGGGCUAUUGCAUUAUAUCAUGAAAAGAAAUUGAAAAGUGAGGGCUAUUCCAUUAUGUCGUGAUGCUACCUCAUAGCAUCAAACAUUUUAGAAUCUUUCCAAACAAGAAGUUUGCCUUGAAUCCAUAUGCAGCUGGGAAGCUUAUGAGACAAUGGGUAACUUAGUUUAAGAUUAAAGGGGAAACAAAAUUAUCUCCAUCCACAACCCAGUAAGACUGAGAAAAGCAUUUUGGGUUUACCUUGUUUGGGUUUACCUUACUUGGCUUAUAUGUGAACGGUAGAUUACCUCACUUCCAGAUCAUAAUGGAAGAGGGCAACUGGCUUUCUCCAGCGUGCUCUUAAAUUGAAUGGAAUGGGGGUGGCUGGGAAGGAACUGUCUUUUAAUUCAAACCUGGUUUGCCUUUCCUCUUGGGAAACAAAAUUCUCAAAGUUGCUUAGGUGUCUAAUUUCCAUUUAUUUCAGUGAGAGAUAGGAAUCUACAUCUUGAGCUUCACAUUAAUUAACACUGAAGACACACCUCCACUGAGCACAGCUUGGAAGUGGGAGAUAGCUUGCCAAAAGUUCCCUACUCUAUCCCCACGUAUCCCCAUUUUCAUUUUUCCUGUAGUGAAUGAACAUUGAUAAAAAUUCACAAGGCAGCACAACGGCACAGGUACGUGUUCCUUAUUACUUUGAUUAAUUUAAAUGCAACUCAUUCUGAUUGUGUUGUGUUUGCCACUGUAAGACAGUAGAUAGGCUCUGACACUUAGGAUGACCAUACAGUCAUCUUUUCUAAUAUUUUUAAAACACCUUUCAAGUUGUUCAAACAGUUACUUAUAAAACUUUUUUUUUUUUUGCAAAAGACAGCAAUAUUUGUAGUAUUGAUAAUUUUUAAUUAUCAAUUAUUCUCGUAGGACAGACAGCAGUUCUACUGAACAGAAAAUAGCAUUAAAAUUGAAAGUUUGAUGACUAUUCAAGUUUUAUUAAUUUAAGUGAGAAUUAUGAUUCUGUAUUGAUAGCUUACAGUACUGACAGUUUAAAGUUAAUAUUUAUUGGGCUUCAGCUACCCGAGGAUGCAUUCCACAGUACCCAUUCUGGUACCAUCUGCAUCCUAUUGUACCUUGUAGUUUUGAAUUACAAUGAGUGACUUAGAAUUCUCUUCAUUCCUGUAACGUGUAAUACCCUUUUAAAGAAAGUUGCUAUGUCUUUUAGGGAUGAAGAGCUGGUAGGGGAAGGAAAUAAAGGAAGUCUGGGGUUCUAAUGUGUCAGCUGAAACUUAUCUGCAGGCAGUCCACAUCUUGGAAAAAAAAAAAAACAACCUAAAACGGCUUGUGGCAGUUUUGAGAUGUGUGACCUGUAUUUGUUCUGUAGGUACAUUAGUUCUCCCUGAUCCUAGCAGUAAUCUGACCCCAGUGUUACCGGGUCAGAUUUUUAUAUGCAUGAAUUAUUCUUAAAAAGUACAUUAUGUACACAGUCUUUUUUUUCUAUAGUAAACAACUUCUCUGUUUUUAGUUAGUGCUGGACUGGGGUAAAUAUGGUUCCAUUAAUUACAUAAUCCAAAGAUCUGGCUCAUAGUAUUCUCCAGUGGAGUAAAUUGUAAUCAUGGAAGUUAAAUCAUUUUUCACUCAUAUUAGACUGCAUUAAGUAGCUUUUUGUAAGAGUGAGGUGAUUCUGUAUUUCCUUUUAUUUUUUGAAUGUCAUUCAACAAAAGCUGGUGUUUAUUACUCUCUAUCACUUAGAGAUAGAAUCAGUAAAAUCAUACUAUAUACUAAGCCUGCACUGAAGAUGCUCUUCUAGGCAGUUUCUGUGUUACCCACUGACUAGGGCUAAUCUCUUACCAUAUGCCAGCAUCACAGAUUCUCAAAACAGGCGUCAGGCUCCUUUGGGAGGAUACAAAAUGCUAGGGCGUGUGAUGCCUCAGGAGAAUUUCAUCAGGUCUUUUGCCUCUAGUCUAUAUGUAUGCAUCUGUGUCUGUCUCUCCCUCUCCACCUUCCCCUCUGCAAAGACCCUGAAAGUGUGCUCUUCGCUGGCUGUGUGAGGAAUGUUACCUUUGAGGAGACGGUCAGAGAAGGCGGCAGCAGGGCUGGGGCUGGAUGCAAGUGGGAAGAGAACUGGCAGCCAGAAGGCAGGGCUCUGGGGCCUCUGGUCAAGCACAGAAAGACGAGCGUUGAGGAGGCAGGGGAAGCCCUUACUGAAGCUGGGGUUGGAGGAGGGGGAAUGGCUAGAUGAGGCCAGUUUCACUAACUCUUGAGAUGUUAGAUACUAGGCGGGAGGGGGGAAUAGCCAGGGUGACUGGUUAUGUUCAGGGAAGGGGCUUGGAGCCCUUUGGAAAUUAGGGUGCAGGGAGCUCACAGUAGACCAGAAGUACAGUAUGAAUGCAUAUAUAUGGGAUGAGCAGGGAAGAUACAAGACCCCAUCCAGCAUGUUCGAAGCCUGCACGGCAGAGGGGUGAACGGAAUAGUUAUAGACGUAGCUGAACUAGCUUGCAGAGUGGCAACAAUGAAAAUGCAGUGGCACAGACUUUGGUGGGAGCCCUGCUAAUUUGUGAGGGUCCUGAAAAUUUCCUUGGGCAGCUAACCUGCACUGUAACGCAUGCCCUGACUCCAGCUGGUGUCUGAGCCAGUGAGAUUGAAGCUAGUUUACAUAUCACUAUAUGAGGUAUAGUGAUAUCUCUGAAUGAAGAACAGAGAUACCCUGAGAAAUAUCAUGUAAUAAAUUUCCUGUUUUGACUUGUGCUGCUUCAUGAUGUGGUCCAAAAAUUGGGAAUCCGCUUACCCACCUUUGAUAUCUAUAUUAAGAUACAAUUUUUGCACAUAUCUGAACCAGAAAUUUGUGGAUAAUAAUAGUAUUUUAACUCUCAUAUGGGUAGGAUACCAUGUAACUGCUGAUACUCUUCUGCCAGCUGUCCUAUAUGUGAUAUGGGGGUGGGAAAGAUGCGCGCGCACACACACACACAUAUAUUUUAUAUAAAAUUAAAAAUAGGCCCGCAUUUCAACUAUCACUGAACACAAAUGCUGUUCAAACAUAGCGUUUGCUAGAUGAAUGAUGUGUGUUUGUUUAUGUUUUCUGUCUUGUAACAGAUGCCUGGGUUAAGUCAUAAGUUCCUCUAAAUACUUUUUUUCAUUAUAAUUCACAUGGGGCUUUACGUAAUAAAACAAAGAUACUGUACCUCUGAAUGAUCAAAUAAAAGGACCUAUCUUUUAUCUAAUUAAAAAGUGAUCAAUAUCUUUUCAGUCAAAGGCUUCAAAAAUCAUCUUAAUGCUUUUUUCUUUUUGUUUUUUGUUUUGUUUUGUUUUUCAGAACAGGGUGAAUUAAACGUCUCCAAAGAUGACUUUGCUUUUAUUAUCUGAAAAAACAACUGAUCUGACUACUUUUUGGAAGUUAGUUUUUAAUCUGUUGGAUUCACGCAUUACACAUUUCUAAAAUCAAUUCAAAACAUGGACAGUUAUUUUACUUUGGUCCUUCAGUGGUCAGUAAUUUGGGUGAAAUGUUUUGUUAAAGAUUAUUUGUAUUUAUACUUAAUAAUGUGAACGUCCACAGCACUAAACACACUUACUAGUGUCUAAUGCUGGGCACGCUAAUGUUUAUUUGCAAUACUUGUCUCCUGGUAGCAAAUAUUAAUUUGUUUAGUAUUUAUAAACAUCAGAAUUCUAAACUGAGUGAUUUGUUGCCUGCAGUGAUCAUACUAGAAGUCUAGGUUUUAUAAUAUAUUGAAAUGUUGACCUGAUGCCACAAGUGCCCUUGCUUUUAGAUAUAUAUAUAUAUAUUUUUAAGUUUCUAGUUGUUUCAGAAACAAGAGUGUAGUGUGGUUUAUGAGGUGUGAGUAACUGUACCUUGCAUGGGUUAUCUGUGCCAACACAAAUAAAACAGUCUAGUUAUAAAAGGAACGUGCAAAUACAUUUAGAACUUUAUGAUUUGGGCAUAUUUAUUAAUACGGCAUGUGAACAGAUGACAGCUUUCAGCCAUGUAGUACUGAUAAGAAAGCCUACACAAGCUUGUAUUCUCUACUUCAGACCUUAAAAUAAAAAGCUUUGGUUUCAACUUUU
Messenger RNA from Struthio camelus australis, 7003 nucleotides. The record is from RefSeq and is a predicted model, not a curated record. Lineage: Eukaryota; Metazoa; Chordata; Aves; Struthioniformes; Struthionidae.